UGAGUCAAAGAGGUGGAUCUGUUACUAUUUAUUGUACUGUUGAGGGGCAGUCUUUGCUUGCCUGACGCAGUUCACCGUUCUCAGUGAAAUUUCCGCGUGUCUCCUAAAAUUGUUCUGCAAGAUGUCUAAAGAUAUUCCACGUGAACCAGAGCAGCUUCGUAAGUUGUUCAUCGGAGGGUUGAGCUUCGAGACCACAGACGAAAGCUUACGAGCCCAUUUCGAACAAUGGGGUAGUCUUACUGAUUGCGUGGUCAUGAGAGAUUCCAACAAUAGGAGAUCCAGGGGUUUUGGUUUUGUCACCUACUCAUCCGUGCAAGAGGUCGAUGCUGCUAUGGCUGCCCGUCCCCAUAAGGUGGAUGGAAGAGUGGUUGAACCCAAACGUGCUGUCUCCAGAGAGGACUCCAACCGACCAGGUGCUCAUGUAACAGUGAAGAAAAUAUUUGUUGGGGGUAUUAAGGAGGACACUGAGGAACAACAUAUGCGUGACUAUUUCCAGCAAUUUGGCAAGAUUGAAGUCAUUGAAAUUAUGAAUGACCGUAAUACUGGAAAGAAGCGAGGCUUUGCUUUUGUGACUUUUGAUGACCAUGAUGCAGUCGACAGGAUCGUCAUUCAGAAAUAUCAUACCAUUAACUCCCACAAUUGUGAAGUCAGAAAGGCCCUCCCACGGCAGGAUAUGCAGUCCUCAGGAAUGCGAGGAGGAUUUUCAGGUGGUCGGAGUGGCGGUGGCGGCGGUGGUGGAAGACCCUAUGACUAUGACAGAGGUUAUAACCAAGGCAGCAGGGGUAGAUAUGGAGAUAGCCAUUACAACGGCAAUGAUGGCUAUGGAGGUGGCCCCGGAGGUGGAUAUAACAAUGGAGGGAGUCGCGGUUAUAACCAGGGCUACAACCAGGGAGGCGGCGGUGGAGGCUAUGGUGGAAAUAACUAUGACAGCAAUGGUUACGGCCACUGUGGAGGAGGAGGGGGUGGCAACUACAACAUGGGUCACUAUGAUUCCCAGUCGUCUAACUUUGGCCCAAUGAAGAACAGCUUUGGUGGCGGUGGUGGCGGCAGGAACUAUGGUGGGUAUGGAGGAAGCUCAAACAGUGGCUAUGGACGUCAAGGACGAUUUUGAAGUGAUGGAGGCUGAGUACUUAGGAGAGGAAAUGACAGCAAGAGGAGAGCAAGGAGAGGAAAUGACAGGGCAGCGGCAGGUGUACCUCCUAAAUCUGCUCAGCCAAUCAUGUGGCAGGUUACUGUUGCUGCAAGAGAUGUAUACUAGAGUUAAAAAAAAUCUUGGAGGGUCUUCAAUUAAGCGUUUUUGUCUUUUGAUUUUUUUUCCCCUUCUUUUUGUAAUUAUUUUUUUUUAAUCUGUUACUGCAAAGUCAGCAUUCCAAUGAGGGUUUUAUGUAGAUAUUUUGUCCUUAAUCUCUGGUUUUAUUUGUAAAUGCAUCAAAGUUGAGCUGAAAUAAACAACCUUUCAGUCUUUUUACAAA
Molecule: messenger RNA, 1472 nt
Organism: Hippocampus comes (tiger tail seahorse)
Lineage: Eukaryota; Metazoa; Chordata; Actinopteri; Syngnathiformes; Syngnathidae
Product: heterogeneous nuclear ribonucleoprotein A1-like
Exons: 11
Coding region: 122-1111 (329 amino acids)
Biological process (GO): mRNA splicing, via spliceosome
Cellular component (GO): catalytic step 2 spliceosome
Molecular function (GO): mRNA 3'-UTR binding
Source: RefSeq, a predicted model, not a curated record